Gadus chalcogrammus (walleye pollock) is the source of this 1050-nucleotide messenger RNA. It is a transcript of the gene cbln20, whose product is annotated as cerebellin 20. Gene Ontology annotation, molecular function: protein binding. The coding region runs from base 52 to 750 and encodes 232 amino acids. NCBI's taxonomy places the organism in Eukaryota, Metazoa, Chordata, Actinopteri, Gadiformes, Gadidae. The transcript is spliced from 4 exons. The record is from RefSeq and is a predicted model, not a curated record.
CUCCCACCGCCGUGACUCAUCUCUGGGCAACCAUCGAAGACCACCUUCAACAUGAAAGCAAUUGCGUUCCUCGCUUUACUGGUAUGCUAUGCCUCCAGCGUACAGUCAAAUAUAGGUAACUACUCUUGGGAAGGACCGGACUCAGGAUCCAGAGUCCAACCUCCAAGCCCAGAAGAGAACGAGUGCCUCCCAGACACUGCUUCCUGCGGCUGCUGUCUCAUGAAGCAGACGAUGCACAGGAUGGAGGAGUUCUUCAACAUGAGCCUCGGUGAAUUACAGCACAGCCUGACUGAGACCAGGAGUGUGCUGAACAACAUGAGAGCCAGCCGCAGUGCCUUCUCCGUGGCUCUCACCGACCGUCGCUGGUGUCUGGGGCCCUUCCUCAGCGACCAAGUCAUCAUCUACCGGCACGUCUUCCUCAACCUGGGUGGAAACUACAACAUUUUCAACGGCAUCUUCGUUGCUCCCCGCUCCGGUGUGUACCUUCUCUCCCUGACAGUGUACAGCGACUCUGGCUCCGCCGGAUCCCACCUGGCGGCCUGCGCCACCAUGAUGGUGAACGACCAGCCGGCCGCCAUCCUCAGAGAUCUCAACAGCCAGGACCAGGAGGACAGCAGCACCAGCGUGCAGGCGCUGAUGCUGUCCGCCGGAGACACGGUGAAAGUGGUCCUGCCCAAAGGCUGCUUCCUGUGUGACAGCGGCAAUCACUACAACACCUUCACCGGAGUCCUGUUGUACUCCACCGACUAAGACCGAGCGAGCCUUCUCGGAACAUUCCACGACUGCAACGCUUCCUACCGGGCUCUCUCUCUUCUCGUCUUGAGCGUUUCUCCAUCUUGCCGUGUGUGUGCCUUCAACCCCCCUGACUUCCUUCCUCCUAGUGCUGGUGUGUUUUGUUUUAUUUGAUUUUAGCGUAGGUUCGAUACAGAUUGGGCUGGGGUACUAGAUGGGGUUGUGUGUAGGCCUGCUCUAUGGUGAAGAUACAUUACAUGUGUAGGCGACCUCUGCAUCUGUGUCAAUUCAGAAUGAAUAAAUCAAGAUUUUGUUCUU